Anoplophora glabripennis (Asian longhorned beetle) is the source of this 1422-nucleotide messenger RNA. RefSeq lists its product as uncharacterized. The record is from RefSeq and is a predicted model, not a curated record. Lineage: Eukaryota; Metazoa; Arthropoda; Insecta; Coleoptera; Cerambycidae. The coding region runs from base 112 to 1158 and encodes 348 amino acids. The transcript has 4 exons.
UUGACCAGAGACGUUAUUUCCUGAAACUUUGUUGGGUUCAGCAAGUGAAUAACGAGAUCGUUAAUUAUUUUGACGAUUAGCUCUUCUACUUAAUGUUCUACGCUGCCCAUAAUGGUGUGUAGAACAAUUGUUUUUGAUAUCUUGCUACUUGUAACGGUUAAUGUGAUAGAAAGUGUAAAAUUUGCAGGUCUUGCAAAGGUAUUUAAAUCUCCAGCGUCAUUUCACCUUCCACCGGUCUUCGAUGUCCCCGUAAUACCACGUCCAACCUAUGACAUCUCCUUCAAUUUCCCAUCCCAUUCCCUUUACGGACGGGGAAAUGUUAGACCUGUUGAUUCUGUAGGUCCUUUCAACUCGUUUGCGAAUAUUAGACCCUGGAAAUAUGACCCUUCACCACACGAAUCAGGAGAUACUGAAAUCAAUUUUGCAAAUGAACAUUGGGUACCCAACUAUAACUUCCUGUUGGGCAAUACUCCACCACCACUUAGUCCAGGAAGUUAUGGACAAAAUCACAACUCGAUCGAUGACACCGGUAGCGCAGCGUUGGAAUUCUUCUUAAAUCACUCUCUGGCGAAAAGUACCACCUCCAAUUUCACCAUCCACCAUUACUAUCGCGACAAAGAUACGGUUGAAAAAGAGGCCACCAUCGACCUUAACGCUAUUACUACUUGCGUUGGAGAUAUUGGUACUUUCUGCCCAGCAAAUACAACGUCUCUCUGUACCAAGAACGGAACAGUGAUGUGUGUCACAAGUGCUACGACCACCGUCCCUUGUAACAAUGAGGGACAAACAAGCUGCGUACGGAGUAGUGUGCCAUGCAAAGACAACAACAGUACGGAAUGUAAGCAAUCUUCUGGGGAUGCUGUUUCUAUGACCAUACCUUGUAUUUCUACAGCCAAGGUUUAUGGAAGCAUUACUUUUGUGAACAACAGCAUCGUAGUUUCUAAUAGUACUGCUAGCAAUACAGACACUAUUACAAAUAAUUCUAAUACAGCGGCUGUAAUGAAUGCAACUAACGUAGAAGGAGGCCCCCCACAGAAGUUUUGUGUAACUAUCCUGGCUUUACCAACCGAGAGACAAUUGACCGAGGGGGAGAAGCUAUUUAGUGAAGCCAAAGAGGUGUUUUCUUUAUUUGCCGUUAAUGCUUUGGGGCUAAAUUAAAACAAGCGCACCAAAAAACACACUGAUGUAAAUAAAACGUUUAUAAAGCAUUAGUUCUACCUACUCCUUUGCCUUGAAAUGUUUUAUCCACAUCGAGAGAUGGACUAAUAUAAGAAUUAAAUUUCUUUCAUAAUCGGUUUUGACAGUUUUAUAUGUCUGACAAACAUAUUACUCUUGGGAGUGAAUAUACAUUGUUGAAACUUUAAAAAUGUAUUGUGCAAUUAAUAAUGUUCACAUUUUUUCUUAAUAAAUAUUUUUUAAUAA